GCAUCCUUGAUUUUCAGAUAGAAGCUCUCUCUGGGUACAUUCAAAGGGCCAUCAAGAAAUGGGGACCUGGAUUUUCUUUGCCUGCCUUUUGGGAGCAUCCCUUGCUAUGCCUCUACCACCUCAUCCUGGGCACCCUGGUUAUAUCAACUUCAGCUAUGAGGUGCUUACCCCUCUGAAGUGGUACCAGAACAUGAUAAGACAUCCGUACACUUCCUAUGGUUACGAACCCAUGGGUGGAUGGCUGCACCACCAAAUCAUUCCCGUGGUGUCGCAGCAGACUCCCCAGAGUCAUGCCCUUCAGCCUCAUCACCACAUCCCCAUGGUGCCAGCUCAACAGCCCGGGAUCCCCCAGCAGCCAAUGAUGCCACUUCCUGGCCAACACUCCAUGACUCCAACCCAACACCACCAGCCAAACCUCCCUCUGCCCGCCCAGCAGCCCUUCCAGCCCCAGCCCGUCCAGCCCCAGCCUCACCAGCCCCUGCAGCCCCAGUCACCCAUGCACCCCAUCCAGCCCUUGCUGCCACAGCCACCUCUGCCUCCGAUGUUCUCCAUGCAGUCUCUGCUUCCUGACCUGCCUCUGGAAGCUUGGCCAGCAACAGACAAGACCAAGCGGGAGGAAGUGGAUUAAAAUGAGAAAACUAAAUUAGACAUUUCAGUUGCUUUUAGAAAUGACACAAGAAUAAAAUGAUUUGUUCCUAUGAUCAAUUGACCAGUACAUUCUGUAACUAAAAAUAAGUACUAUUAGAAGCCAAUAAAAUGUUUUAAACAUU
Molecule: messenger RNA, 770 nt
Organism: Sus scrofa (pig)
Lineage: Eukaryota; Metazoa; Chordata; Mammalia; Artiodactyla; Suidae
Gene: AMELY
Product: amelogenin, Y-linked
Biological process (GO): multicellular organism development; enamel mineralization
Molecular function (GO): structural constituent of tooth enamel
Source: RefSeq, marked provisional